UGCUUGCGAUGAGCAACAGCUGCCCGCACAAGAAGGCCAGUCUGCACCGCUCUGGCGACAUUGAGGACCUCGGCGGAGACCUUGGGCUCUGUUUGCGAUGCCCGAAGCACAAAAGCAAGUUCGGUGGGGGCCUCUUUGUUUCUUUCGCCACCGGCAAAUGCACGACCCGCCGCCAAUGCAGUCGCUCGGACGACGUGGCGGCAUGGGCGGUUCCGACUUACCAGACAAAGGAGGAGGACGGUGUGAUCUUCGUUCGCAGGCUCGCGGAGCACGCUGCACCAGAGCCUGCGCCGGCCGCGCCUACGAGAGCCGCGGCUGAUGAGCAGCAUGCCAGGCUGCUGGCUGCCAAGCUGCUCCGAAUCCGCGCCCUGAGCCCCGACAGCGACGAGUACACUCUGCAGCUGGUUGAGGAACGGGACCGUGCCGCCUUUGCGCAGGAGCCGGCGGCCAUGUGGCACCUCUGGCUGGCCAUGGGGGGAGUAAGCCGCGAGUACACCCCGACGAGCACCAGCGAGGACACAACGCGGAGCGGGCUGAUCACCCUGGUCAUCAAGCUGUACUCCAAGGGUGAGAUGUCGGACCAACUCGCGAGGGCGGCGAUUGGAGACCUAGCCGCAGUUAGUCCGCCGAGGGUGACGCUGAGGAUCCCAGCAUUCGAUCUCGCUCCGACACCGCGCGGGCUGACCUUCAAUCUGUUGGCUGGCGGGACUGGCGUCGCGCCGUGCUUGCAGUUCCUGCGCCGGGCCAAGGCGGCAGCGGCGUGCGUGCAAAUGCUCUACUCGUGCUGGACGCUGGAGGAUGCGCUGCUGGCGGCUGAGCUGGAGGAUCUCGCCGCCUCCUGGCCCGAGCGGGGCUUCCGCUACGCGUACGUGCUCACGAGGGAGAAGGACAGGGCAGUGCUAGUAGAUGCGAGGGAGCCCAAGCGGAGCCGGACCGGCGGCGCCGCUGCUGUCCGCGGCCGGCGUAUUGACGCGGCGAUGAUGCGUGAGCACCUGGUGGAUCGACGACAGGACGCAGUGGUGAUGACCGUUGUCAGCGGCCCGUCGGGGUUCAACGCACGCUGCGAGGAGUUGGUGCGCCGCAACCUGACGCCGGAGGAGCGAGGAGAAGUUGUCGUGCUGGAUGCCUGAGGCUGGAACGCUGGAUGCGCCCCGUCUUACUCUGAGCACUUGCGUGCUAGCCUCACCAUUUGCUUUGUCAUUCGCGGGGCGUCUCAGAGUGCGAGUGUGCCCGCGAAAAGUCCGCUCUGCGCUCUCUAGGUAGCGAGGGAUCGAGGGUGCAGUCCGUGAGCCCGUGUGCGCGUGUCUCGUGCUGUCUCCAUCUCUCUCUUUGUCUCGAUCUGUCCACUGAGCACUGCCAAGUACUGGUUGUGUGACUCCGCCGUUUUCAACACCGUGUCGGCCACGAGUGGAUACCUAGGUACGGCUUGCUUAAGCGUUAAGGGUAGUGUGGUCGUUUGCGCGUUGGAGAGGGUUUUGUAUGAUAAAAAACAAAGGUG
Messenger RNA from Emiliania huxleyi CCMP1516, 1498 nucleotides. RefSeq lists its product as hypothetical. The transcript has a single exon. Bases 9 to 1130 code for a protein of 373 amino acids. Gene Ontology annotation, molecular function: oxidoreductase activity; 2 iron, 2 sulfur cluster binding. NCBI's taxonomy places the organism in Eukaryota, Haptophyta, Isochrysidales, Noelaerhabdaceae. The record is from RefSeq and is a predicted model, not a curated record.